CUAGUGAUUAAACAUGACAUGAUUUAGUAAUCUCAAUGACCAAAUGUGACAUUUACCCGUCACUAAAUUAAGCAACUACCCGUAUUGCUACCUCGUGGCCGUAGGCACAUUCUGGGAGAGGUUUCCUCGUCCCAUACAAGACAGAUCACCUCCCAAAUGUCUAUUUUACCCCAUACAUGCUGGGGCCGCAGCCCGGAUGUACAGAUUCAAUCAUCAACCAAAAGAAGGGUCAUGUGGCAUAGCUCUAUAGAAACGCUCUUUCUGUAAUGCUAGU
This is a messenger RNA of Linum tenue, 274 nucleotides long. NCBI's taxonomy places the organism in Eukaryota, Viridiplantae, Streptophyta, Magnoliopsida, Malpighiales, Linaceae. The record is from the annotation of a GenBank genome assembly.